AAUUCCAGGUUUAUUGCGUCAGGAUUCGUUACAAAGUGUAUACGCGCGCUGAUAAUAUUAUCGUAAAGAGAUCUUGCUGCACGGUUUAUCUCGCGGCAAAUAACGUACAUUAGUUUCUUCCGCGUCGACAUAUUUUUUUGUUUCGAUAAAGCGCGCGCGAGUUAACGAACAGCGCUCGCCAUCUAGUAGCAGCGAUCUCAAAUCAGCUGACGAAUAUUGCUCAUAAUCACGUGUUACUGCGCAAAUUAAUUUCGCAUUGAAAUAAUUAUUGUUAAACUUAUGAUAUUCUGUUUGUAGUUAAUGUGAUAUUCUGUGUGUGCUUCGCUUUAUCAGAAAAUUUAUUUUUGCAUGAGCGUCCUUCGAAUUUACAAAUUCUUAUCGUUAUCGCAUAGUGCAACGACGGACAAGUGCUCAAACACGCGGUGACCAUCAACUUGUCGCCGGAUGAUGAAAUGACAAUUACGCCGUUGUCUAUAGAGACCAUUUUCCAGUUAGGUGGUACCGUGUUAUAUGAAAUCCGCUGGAUGCGCACGAUGGAAAUCUCUUAAAGUAGGAAGCAGUACACAGAUAAAACCAGGUGACGUUUGCUCUCUGCUGCCUGACAAAUGCUGGUUCAAGAUCAUUUCAGUACCAGACAUAAUGACAGAGAUCGAUCAAACAUUGAAGAGAAAACUCUUUGUAUUUCAGGUUGAGGAAGAUCUGAGUAAUGAAACAAAUGAGAAGAAAAUGUGUGUAUCAUCCAGUACAAAAACUGUUGUAUCUCCCAGUGAAGCUUUGAAGGAUAUUCUUAAUGAUAAGGAUCAACCACCAACCGAGCAUCAGAAUCUUUUCAAUAAUGAAAACAAGGAACACAAUGAUGCACCCAUGUUACAGGAAAUUUAUUUUGCGAGCUCUUCCGAGAGAAGUGAGGUACCUACAAUGAGUUCUAAAAUAUCGACAGACGCUCAGGAUACAGCUGAGCUUUCAGUCCAAAUUGAUGGAAAGCGAAAAGCAGAGAACAGUAACUUAACAAGUGAUACUACGGAUGCUGAGUCGGGAAAGAAAACCAAGUGGGAUCGCGAUUUUCAUAAUAGUGAUCAGACUGAAGCAGCUUCGCCGAUAAAAAAAAGUCCUCGUUUGUCCGCGCGUCAAGAAGAUCGUACACCGAGUGCUGACAGAGUUCCCAGAGACAAGUGCAUGUAUGGUUCUCGAUGUUAUCGAAAAAAUCACAAUCACAAGAACAAUUAUAGUCAUCCGGGCGAUCGUGAUUACGACGAGAUCGAUGAUCGGGAAGAGUGUCCGUACGGCGUGAAGUGCUAUCGCAAAAAUCCACAGCACAAAACGCAAUUCAAGCACACAACUAUUCCGCGUCAACGUCGAAAAGCUACUGUUUCUGCUGCAGUGAACACUAAUCAAAAACUAGACGAAAGCUCUUCCACGGAAGAAUCUGUGGACGAAUCUGAUUACCAACCGUCGGAUUACAUGGAGAGUUCGGACUGGGAGGAAGACAGUGGAAGCGAAUGGGAGGACGGCACGACCGGCUGACGAGACCUCUGCGUUCUGAUUUAGAUUUUAGAUUUCUAAAACUUGUCACGUUUUUCGAGAGCGUUUGUUGUAUAUUACAUGAAAUCUAUUUUGUUAUGAAAUAUUUAUUUUUUUACACCAACUGUAAAAUAUUGUAUUUGCAUCUAUAUUUGUUUACCACAAAGAAAAGUAUAAAAAGUGUUAUUAAUA
This is a messenger RNA of Pseudomyrmex gracilis, 1713 nucleotides long. RefSeq names its product aprataxin and PNK-like factor. Lineage: Eukaryota; Metazoa; Arthropoda; Insecta; Hymenoptera; Formicidae. The transcript is spliced from 5 exons. The record is from RefSeq and is a predicted model, not a curated record. Gene Ontology annotation, cellular component: nucleus; site of double-strand break. The coding region runs from base 511 to 1524 and encodes 337 amino acids. Gene Ontology annotation, biological process: double-strand break repair. Gene Ontology annotation, molecular function: DNA-(apurinic or apyrimidinic site) endonuclease activity; 3'-5' exonuclease activity.